Larimichthys crocea (large yellow croaker) is the source of this 611-nucleotide messenger RNA. RefSeq names its product hydroperoxide isomerase ALOXE3-like. The transcript has 3 exons. The record is from RefSeq and is a predicted model, not a curated record. The annotation marks the transcript as partial. Gene Ontology annotation, biological process: lipid oxidation. Gene Ontology annotation, molecular function: oxidoreductase activity, acting on single donors with incorporation of molecular oxygen, incorporation of two atoms of oxygen; metal ion binding. NCBI's taxonomy places the organism in Eukaryota, Metazoa, Chordata, Actinopteri, Sciaenidae.
CUGAAGCAGACUCCAGCCGACGACAAUCCCAUCUUUCUUCCUACUGAUGAGUGCGACUGGUUGAUGGCCAAGAUGUUUGUGAGAAGUGCAGAUUUUCAUGAGCAUGAGUACAAUGUUCACCUGCUGCGCACUCAUCUGCUGGCUGAAGUCUUUGCAGUGUCACUACUGCGCAAUGUGCCCAUGGUGCAUCCACUGUACAAGCUCCUCAAACUUCACACUCGCUACACUAUGCAUAUCAACGUCUUGGCUCGACUUACACUGAUAUCCGAGGAGGGAAUUUUACCACAGAUUUCAGCGUGCAGUAGAGAGGGUAUGAUCACAAUCCUGAAGAAAUCACUGUCCACCAUGACCUACAGCUCCCUCUGUAUACGAGACGACAUCACUGAGCGUGGGGUGGAGGAUGUGCCGAACUUCUACUACAAAGAUGACGGACUCUGGCUUUGGGAUAUCAUCCACAGGUUUUAUAGGCAGUCUCCAUUUUUCAUUAAGUUUAUAAUGUAUAUGAUAUUGUUACAAAAUGAUGGAUGUUUCAGUGGUAUGUACAGUAAUUGACAUGCUAAUGUCUUGAAAUAAUUAGUUACGAACAUCCCCAAGGUGUCAAACUUUCAAAA